Messenger RNA from Microplitis mediator, 1276 nucleotides. Its product is annotated as group 3 secretory phospholipase A2. The coding region runs from base 196 to 936 and encodes 246 amino acids. The record is from RefSeq and is a predicted model, not a curated record. Gene Ontology annotation, biological process: phospholipid metabolic process; arachidonate secretion. The transcript is spliced from 5 exons. Lineage: Eukaryota; Metazoa; Arthropoda; Insecta; Hymenoptera; Braconidae.
CGUUCUCAACCGCAAUCAAAUGAUCAGUCGGUUCGCAACUGUUGAAGAGUCAUAUUAAGUUUGAAGAAAUAGAAUAAAGUCUGUCAUUCAGUUUAGCCACAAAAAGAUUAUUAAAAUAUUAUGAAAUAAAAAUUAAUAUCAAUCUCUAAAACGAAUCUGGCAAUUCAAAAGAAAAAAUUAUAACAGUUAACGAUUAUGUAUUUUAUAAUUUUGUUGAUCUUACCGAUUCUUCGGUCAACGGAAGUAAUCGUCGAGGGCAGUGUCCUCGUUGCGGAUAAUACUAUGUCUAGGAUGGUUGAGUUAAACGCUGGCGCACCUUUUUGCGCCUUAUACCACGACCGCGGAGUUAUUCAAAAGAUGAUACUUGGCGCAGAUCCGAAGAAAGUUCGUCAAAUGUCAAGUAAUUUAGUCACUGAUCUCGAAGAAACUUGUAAACAAUCAAGGAAAAAGGGCAAAAAUCAACCUGCAGGGGGUGGUUUAAUCUAUCCAGGUACUAAAUGGUGUGGACCAGGUACUUUGGCAACUUCUUAUGAUGAUUUAGGAUAUCAUGCGUCUGAAGAUGCAUGUUGCAGAGAGCAUGAUCAUUGUCCAGAAGUGAUAAAUCCGCAUCAAUGUUUAAAGAGUAUUUGCAAUAAUUCACCAUUUACUCGAUCCCACUGUGACUGUGACGCUAAAUUUCGACGAUGCCUCCAAAAUUUAAACACUGAAGUUGCUAACACACUCGGCGCUCUCUUCUUCAAUGUCAUACAAGUCACGUGUUUCCAAGAAAGACGUCCGUGUUCGCAAUGGCAAAGUUUUUACAGAACUAGAUUACAGUGGGCUAAUUCUCAAAAAUACUGGCCAAUGAAUGCUCGUCGAUGGCGAUAUCAAUCAAAACCAUUGAUAAAAACUAUAUUCAAUUUUUUUGUUAAUACUAUCAAUAGUAUCAUUAAAUGAUCAAAUAUUCAUCAAUCGACUGUUUUAAAUGGAGUUGGUUAUGAUGAAGCUGAAGCUGAUAGGAUAUGUUCACUAUACCAUUUCCAGCCAAGUGAUAAAUAUGUUCCACUUAUGCCAUUAAAUAUUUGAAUUUUAAUGUCAAGAAUAAUCGAAAUUAAUCUUUUUUAAGUAAUAUUUUUUUCGGGUUCGAUUUGAUCUUUUAAUUAGGUUGAGAACUUAAAAACCCAUUAAAUGUUUAUUACAGUGUAUUUUAAAUAGCGCAACAAUAAUUUUAGUUUUUAUUUUUAUAAGGAAAAAAAAAAAUUAUUCCGAGAAGCUUAAUAAAUUAAUUAAUAGAAUU